Messenger RNA from Misgurnus anguillicaudatus (oriental weatherfish), 4585 nucleotides. It is a transcript of the gene tmem65, whose product is annotated as transmembrane protein 65. Gene Ontology annotation, cellular component: mitochondrion. NCBI's taxonomy places the organism in Eukaryota, Metazoa, Chordata, Actinopteri, Cypriniformes, Cobitidae. Gene Ontology annotation, biological process: regulation of cardiac conduction; cardiac ventricle development. The record is from RefSeq and is a predicted model, not a curated record.
CAGGAGGCGUAGCUUCGUUGUUUUUAAUAUGAUAAUGAAAAUAGUCCAUUAAGGGCAGCGCUGUGACUGAGUUUGCGAGUGAACAUGAAUGACGAUUGUGUUGUACUGUAAGAAAGAGAGGAAUAUCGUCAUCACUACUCGUAUGCUUUGGCUUUCAUCCGGGCGGAAAAUAAUAGCUGGCGAGGACGGACAUCACGAGGGCAGAGCAGCAGGCAGAAGUCAGUUUACACCCCAGUGUACAUGAAAUGAGAAAUGUUAGUUUCUUUCAUUUUUAACCUGACCCGGGUGGAGUAUGCGAAUAAUGGACAUAUGAAAACCUGCCCUCGCCUAAAUUGUGCUUUCGGUUUUAAUUCAAUGCAGACGAAUAUUUAACAUUCUUUACUGUUGACGGGACACGCCAAAAAUCUCGUCGAGGUUGACCGACAAACCCCUUAGCCGCCUUCUUACCAAUGCUGCCGUGUUUGCGAAGCGCCUUGCGGCCGAGCGUCGCUAUGCUGCGGCGCGUCAGUGUUGCCGUUCCGCGGGUCCACGGCUGCGGUCUGGGCACACAUCCCCACAAGGAGCCGAUGGAGCCGCUGAACUCUGCGCAGGGCGCUCGCGAAUUCAUCUACAGCCUGCAUCCCACUGAGCGCACGUGCCUGCUGCGAGAACUGCACAGGUUUGAGUCUAUGGCCAUAGCUCAAGUCCGAGCUCCCCCUCCACAAAGCUCAUCGGCAGAUGAAGAGCAACUAGAGGUUUCACCGCCGACAUCUGCACAGCUAAGAUAUGUGCUGCUCCAUAAUGCCAUACCAUUUGUCGGGUUCGGCUUCUUGGAUAAUGCCAUCAUGAUAGUUGCAGGCACCCAGAUUGAAUUAUCUAUAGGAGUCAUACUGGGCAUCUCAACCAUGGCUGCUGCUGCUCUUGGUAAUCUGGUAUCAGACUUGGCUGGACUCGGUCUUGCAGGUUAUGUUGAAGCAUUGGCCUGUAGGCUGGGUAUGCAGAUUCCUGACCUGAGUCCCAAACAGGCAGACAUGUGGCAGACCAGAGUUAGUUCUCACAUGGGCAAAGCCAUCGGUGUGGCCAUCGGCUGUAUAUUCGGCAUGUUUCCUCUACUCUUCUUCAAAGAUGACAAAGAGAAAGAAGGCAAAGAAAAGCAACCAGCUUCCAAUGACUCCAAAAGUGCGUGAGGAUCCUCUGCGUAAGGAGGAGUCUCACAUAAAAACUCAAGUGAAGAACAAACUAACAGUCAGGCUCCUCAUGCCAACGGCUGCAACAGAUGAAUCUAGCUAUCUGACAGCAAGUGCAUGAGAUUUUCAUCUGUUAAUUGUGUUAAACCUCCUCGCAGCAAUGCACAAAUUAAUCCGGAGAGAAGCAGAGCGUCUAACUGCAUUUAAAUGGGUUUUUAAUUGUGAUAUAAUAGUUUUAUUUUAGUCUUAUUAGAAGUGUGGUGUUAGGAGACCACUGUAUCUAUAGUAUAAAGUAGUAUUACGUAGUAAAUAUUAUGUUAACUUGACCUUCCAUCGAUGUCCCAGUAACGCAGAAAUCCUCAUAGGCCACUUAUUAUUGUGUGCUGUCUAAGACAUUUAUGAAGAGAGACUCAUGAAGGCUGGUUUGGGUGCACAACAGUUUGUUUGUAAGAUAAUGUAUUUUGCAGAUGGCCUGGUAAUGUUGUGUAAACUUACGGCAACAAUAUCAGAAUCUUAGAGAAGUAUUUCUACAAAAGUUCUCACACUACACAAAUUUCGUUGUCGGUGUUCAAGUAUGCUAAACACAUAAACUCACAAUCUUAUAUUUCACACUCAGAACAAGCAAAAAAAUUAGCACACACAAGUUCUUGUCUAGCAUUUGUUUUAUUCACGUUUAAUAUGCCUUUUUUGUCUUUAACCAUUUAAAUCUCACAACAUUACACUAAGCUUGAUAAAAGAUGCUUUCUCUCCCCGCCAACAGUUGGCAGCAUUGAGUCAUGUUGCAGAAUUUCCAUUCUUGAUCAUUCUUAAUGCAGGUACAGUUUCCAUCAAUGCAUUUUAACAUUAAAAUUUCUUAUGUAGACUAAUGCUAACUGAUUUGAUUGGGAGACUUUGAUGUAAUUGACUUAUAACAUGUUAACCAAUUAACCAAAACACAGGAUAUGCCAGCUGCUUUGAAAUUUUUGAGAAAUGUUGUCAGCUCGAGUCUGGGAGAGUUUUUACACACACAAAUUAUUUGUUGCAUUUUUUUUGUAGUUGCUAUAUGUUUUUGUGUUCACCGGCUGGUUGUUUGAUUUAUUUUGGUUAUACUUUUUUGUCUAAAUUUAACACUGAAAGUCCACAUGAAACAACAUAUUUGUUUCGCAUUGUAUGGCUUUCACAACUUAUUUUACUCUCUUAAUGUUUGAAGCAUGAUAGAUAAAUGGUGGGAUUUUAUCAAUCAGAAAGUGUUUGGAUUGUGAGAAGUGACAGAUACACUGCAAAAAAUGAUUUUCAAUAAAAAAAAUUGUAUUUUUGUCUUGUUUUCAGUAAAAAUAUCUAAAAAUUCUUAAAUCAAGAUGCCUUUUCUUGAUGAGCAAAAUGACCAAAGAAAAUAAGUGUAGUUUUUAGACCAUAAAUAUCAAAUUUAAGUUAUUUUGGGCAUAAAAUGAGCAAAAAAUCUGCCAAUGGGGUAAGCAAAUAAAUCUUGAAAAUUUUUCUUAAACACUAAAUUCAAGAAAAAUUUGCUUACCCCAUUGGCAGAUUUGUUUUUUUGCUUGUUUUAUGCACAAAAUCACUUAAAUUUGAUAUUUUUGGUCUAAAAACUAGAUUUAUUUUCUUAUCAAGAAUUUAUUUGCUCAUCAAGAAAAAGCAUCUUAAUUUAAGAAUAUUUAUCAUUUUUGGCUUGUUUUCAGUAAAAAUAUCUAAGAAUUUUUUCUUGAAAAUCAUUUUUUGCAGUGUAGUUGGAGUGGAGGAAAAAGAAUUUGGUGACGUUGUGAUUCUGCUAAAAGAUUAUGAUGUGAUAAAAUAUAAUUUUAAUAAUAAUGUGCACUAAGAAGUCAUUUUUAAUAAGACAUAAGUACAAUAAUGAGUGAAAAGUGUAGUAUUUUUAAAAUGAUUAUGCUAUCAACAGUUUUCUUUUAAAGGCCCCAUGAAAUUAAAAUUAUUUCUUUUCCUUUUAGUAUAAAUACGUAUGGUCCAAAACAUGGACAAAAUUCUCAUACAGAAGAUAUAAGCAUUCAAAACCUACAGUUUGGCACAAACGCUAAAAAAGUCUUGGAUUUUAUGACAUCAUAUGUGACAUACACUUCAGAGGGCACCUAUUAUGCAAAAUCCAUGUUUACACAACCACCCUACGAUAAAAAAGUCCACCCGCUCCCUAUUUUUUAAUCCUCAUUAAACCAAAGCAGUCUCAUUAGACAUGCCGUUUUGAUCCUCUUAUCAAUAUGAGGUCACAUUGAUGUAGCCCCACCCACUAACAGUCCUGCAUUACCAUAAUUCCACCCUCAGUGAGUUGUACUCUGUCCACUAGAUACUAUUGUCUCAGACUGUAUUAAUCAGAUCUAUUUGAACUGAAAGUGCUCACUGUCUGUUUGUAAGGAAGUGAGGAGCUGUAGCUCAUUUGCAUUUACAGCACUUUUUUUGCCCCCAUCCAAUUAGGAUCAUUUUGGACAUUGGCUAUAUAAUAAAUGAUCUGUGAGGUGUUUCGAGCUCAAACUUCACAGACACUUUCUGGACAGCCUGAAGAUUUAUAUUACAUCUUGUAAAAAGGCCAUAAUAGGUGCCCUUUAACUUCUCAUCAAAUCAGAUGCUCUUCAGAUGCUAAAGCGUCCGCCCCAUACAUUUUGUUACACGACGUUCAGUUUAACUGACGUCACCACAUCAAAUUAUGCUGCACACAUUCCAGGGCACUUAAGUUGGCCUUUAAUUUUACAUUAAGAUGAAGCGUUCCCAUACUCCACAUCCUCUAUGAGCACAGCAGCAUCUGAACCUUGUAACCGGUGUAACCAUGGCAACAGUCCAUCUCUUCAUUUAGAGAGACACAUUACUUUGAGCUGUGGUAGCACCAUGCGGGUUGGUCUAAAAAUAAUCCGAUUUUUAUAUCAUUUAAGGGUUUGAGAUGAAGCAAGCACAAACACUUUUUGCUAGCAUGACAAACUGUUGUGCAUGCGUGUCGUUCUCAGUUGUAGAGUCAAAGAUCAAUGGGAUCGCCACAUGAUGGUGAUGUUACCAAAUACUGGAAAAUAUGAUGAUGUAUAAUAUUAAACUGAUUCUGUUUGAUUUGUCCUGUAUUGAUAACAGUCAAACGUAAACCAUUUUUAACUAUGCAUUAUGAUAGAUGAAGAAAAUGGAAGGAGAGCUUUUAUACCUCCGUGCAUGUCAGAUUUAUUUAUUUAUGUUUUUAGAAAAUAAUCAGUAGUAAUUUAAUGCUAUUAUUGUUUAGGUUAUUAUUGUUUAAACUUAUUUGCAUGUUUGCAUUAAAACUUUAUGUUGCACUGAAUAAAUUAGCAUCGUGUCUUUAAAGAAUGCAGAAGGUAACAAACAAAAAUCACAUUUUUUUUAAACUGUAAACUAUUGCUGACAAAUUUGUUUGAUUGAUGAUUCAUUACAUGUCUGCCUACAUUUCCUAAACAGCUAAAUAAACUUAAUGAAUGGUAUAA